Orycteropus afer afer is the source of this 1719-nucleotide messenger RNA. It is a transcript of the gene SRP68, whose product is annotated as signal recognition particle 68. Lineage: Eukaryota; Metazoa; Chordata; Mammalia; Tubulidentata; Orycteropodidae. Gene Ontology annotation, cellular component: signal recognition particle, endoplasmic reticulum targeting. Bases 1 to 1719 code for a protein of 572 amino acids. Gene Ontology annotation, biological process: SRP-dependent cotranslational protein targeting to membrane. The record is from RefSeq and is a predicted model, not a curated record. Gene Ontology annotation, molecular function: endoplasmic reticulum signal sequence receptor activity; 7S RNA binding; signal recognition particle binding. The transcript is spliced from 15 exons.
AUGGCUGCUGAGAAACAGGUCCCUGGCGGCAGCGGCGGCGGCAGUGGUGGCGGCGGCAGCAGCGGUGGACGCGGUGCUGGUGGAGAGGAAAAUAAAGAAAACGAACGGCCUUCAGCCGGAUCGAAGGCAAACAAAGAAUUCGGGGACAGCCUGAGUUUGGAGAUUCUUCAGAUUAUCAAGGAAUCCCAGCAGCAGCAUGGUUUGCGGCAUGGCGAUUUUCAGAGAUACAGGGGCUACUGUUCCCGUAGACAAAGACGCCUCCGGAAGACACUCAACUUCAAGAUGGGGAACAGACACAAGUUCACAGGCAAGAAAGUGACUGAGGACCUUCUGACUGAUAACAGAUACUUGCUUUUGGUUCUCAUGGAUGCUGAGAGAGCCUGGAGCUAUGCCAUGCAGCUCAAACAGGAAGCCAACACUGAGCCCCGAAAACGGUUUCACUUGCUGUCUCGCCUCCGCAAAGCUGUGAAGCAUGCAGAGGAGUUGGAACGCUUGUGUGAGAGCCAUCGGGUGGAUGCCAAGACCAAGCUAGAGGCUCAGGCGUACACGGCGUACCUCGCAGGAAUGCUGCGUUUUGAACAUCAGGAAUGGAAAGCUGCUAUUGAAGCUUUUAACAAAUGCAAAACCAUCUACGAGAAGCUGGCCAGUGCGUUCACCGAAGAGCAGGCCGUGCUGUACAAUCAGCGUGUGGAGGAGAUUUCCCCCAACAUCCGCUACUGUGCUUACAACAUUGGGGACCAGUCAGCCAUCAAUGAACUGAUGCAGAUGAGAUUGAGAUCUGGGGGUACUGAGGGUCUCCUGGCGGAAAAAUUGGAGGCCGAGAGUGAGGAGACCAAGGAGCGGCUGUUUGAGUCCGUGCUCAGUGAGUGUCGGGACGCCAUCCAGGCCGUUCGAGAGGAGCUGGAACCAGACCAGAAACAGAGAGACUACGUUCUUGAAGCGGAGUCAGGAAAGGUGUCUAACUUGCAGUACUUGCACAGCUACCUGACUUACAUCAAGCUGUCAACAGCGAUCAAGCGGAAUGAGAACAUGGCUAAAGGGCUGCAGAGGGCCCUGCUGCAGCAGCCGCCGGAAGACGACAGCAAGCGCCCCCCCCGGCCCCAGGACCUGAUCCGACUCUACGACAUCAUUCUACAGAAUCUGGUGGAAUUGCUCCAGCUUCCUGGCCUAGAGGAGGACAGAGCCUUCCAGAAAGAAAUAGGCCUCAAGACCCUGGUGUACAAGGCGUACAGGUGCUUCUUCAUCGCUCAGUCCUACGUGCUGGUGAAGAAGUGGAGUGAAGCCCUGGUCCUGUACGACAGGGUCCUGAAAUACGCCAGCGAAGUCAGCUCCGAUGCAGGCGCCUUCAGGAACAGCCUGAAGGACCUGCCGGAUGUGCGAGAGCUCAUCACUCAAGUGAGGUCAGAAAAGUGCUCUCUGCAGGCGGCGGCGAUCCUGGAUACAAACGACUCCCACCAAACAGAGACGUCCUCCCAAGUCAAGGACAAUAAGCCUCUGGUUGAACGGUUUGAGACAUUCUGCCUGGACCCUUCCCUCGUCACCAAGCAAGCCAGCCUUGUGCACUUCCCGCCAGGAUUCCGGCCUGUCCCUUGCAAGCCUUUGUUUUUUGACCUGGCUCUCAACCACGUGGCGUUCCCACCGCUCGAGGACAAGUUGGAGCAGAAGGCCAAGAGCGGCCUCACCGGCUACAUUAAGGGCAUCUUUGGAUUCAGGAGCUAG